Messenger RNA from Eremothecium cymbalariae DBVPG#7215, 1608 nucleotides. RefSeq names its product chaperonin-containing T-complex subunit CCT3 (gene CCT3). Gene Ontology annotation, molecular function: ATP-dependent protein folding chaperone; ATP binding; ATP hydrolysis activity. The transcript has a single exon. The record is from RefSeq and is a predicted model, not a curated record. Gene Ontology annotation, biological process: protein folding. NCBI's taxonomy places the organism in Eukaryota, Fungi, Ascomycota, Saccharomycetes, Saccharomycetales, Saccharomycetaceae. The coding region runs from base 1 to 1608 and encodes 535 amino acids. Gene Ontology annotation, cellular component: chaperonin-containing T-complex.
AUGCAGGCGCCCGUUGUUUUUAUGAAUACUUCGCAGGAAAGAAGUAGUGGACGUGAAGCUCAGAUUUCUAAUAUUACUGCAGCGAAAGCGGUUGCUGAUGUGAUCCGGACGUGUUUGGGGCCCAAGGCGAUGUUGAAGAUGUUGUUAGAUCCGAUGGGAGGGUUAGUUUUAACGAAUGACGGACAUGCUAUUUUGCGGGAGAUAGAUGUUGCACAUCCGGCUGCGAAGUCGAUGUUGGAGUUGUCUAGAACUCAAGAUGAGGAGGUUGGUGAUGGUACGACGACUGUGAUUAUUUUGGCUGGGGAGCUUUUGGCUCAAUGUGCGCCAUAUAUACUAGAAAAGAAGAUCCAUCCUGUGAUUAUCAUCCAGGCGUUGAAGAGAGCUCUUGGAGAUGCAUUGGAAGUGGUGAAGCAAGUUAGUAAACCUGUGGACGUGGACAACGACCAGGCUAUGAAGAAGCUAAUCCAUGCUGCAAUUGGCACUAAGUAUGUUAACCAUUGGUCUGAAAAGAUGUGUGAGCUUGCUUUGAAUGCAGUCAAGAUUGUUCGUGUUGAUUUGGGUGUGAAUUUGGAGGGAGAACCUAAUUAUGAGAUAGACAUCAAGAGAUAUGCGCGUAUCGAAAAACUUCCAGGUGGUGACGUUAUGGAUUCCGAAGUAUUGCAUGGCGUGAUGUUGAACAAAGAUGUUGUGCAUCCUAAGAUGUCUCGUCGUGUAGCGAACCCUCGUGUUGUGCUUUUGGAUUGCCCUCUAGAAUAUAAGAAGGGAGAGUCUCAAACCAACAUUGAGAUUACUAAGGAAGCAGAUUGGAACAGAAUUUUGCAGAUUGAGGAAGAACAAGUUAAAAUAAUGUGUGAGCAGGUUUUGGCGGUCAACCCUGAUGUAGUCAUCACGGAAAAGGGUGUUUCAGAUUUGGCCCAGCAUUUCCUUUUAAAAGGCGGUUGUAGCGUGUUGAGAAGGGUCAGAAAGUCUGAUAAUAAUAGAAUUGCCAGGGUUACUGGUGCCACUAUUGUAAACCGCGUGGAAGACUUGAAAGAUUCCGAUGUGGGCGUACAAUGUGGUUUGUUCAAAGUUGAGUUGAUAGGUGACGAAUACUUCACUUUCUUAGAAGAAUGCAAAGCACCAAGAGCUUGUACAAUUGUUUUAAGAGGCCCAUCUAAGGAUAUAUUAAACGAAAUUGAGCGUAACUUACAGGAUGCUAUGGCUGUUACUCGUAAUGUGAUGCUCUCCCCAUCUUUGUCUCCUGGUGGUGGUGCUACUGAAAUGGCCGUAUCCGUUAAGUUAGCUGAACGCGCUAAGCAGUUGGAAGGUAUCCAGCAAUGGCCUUACCAAGCAGUUGCAGAUGCAAUGGAAUGCAUCCCACGUACUCUAAUUCAGAACGCUGGUGGAAAUCCAAUAAGAAUAUUGUCACAAUUACGCGCCAAGCAUGCUCAAGGUAACUUUACAUAUGGUAUCGAUGGUGAGGCUGGCAAAAUUGUUGAUAUGGGAGAUUAUGGUAUUUGGGAACCAGAAGUCAUCAAGCAACAGAGCAUAAAAACUGCUAUUGAAAGUGCCUGUCUACUUCUAAGAGUUGACGAUAUUGUGAGCGGUGUUAAAAAACAGGAGACAUAA